AUGUUUCUGCGAGUGAGCUUGCUUCUGUUCGCCGCCGUUCCCGCUAUACACUCGGAUGAAACUUGCGCAGGGGGUGUCUGCGAGGAUAUAGCUCAAGAAAUACAAGCCGACGCCAACAUCGAGAUACAUCCAUGCGACAAUUUCUACGGCUACGUUUGCGGCAACAGGCAACCCCGAGACGAUCGCUCUCAGAUCAUGAUCGAUAUCCUGAACACGGUCGAGCCGGUCACCCCUGUACAAAGACAGGCUUACCUCUUCUAUCGAUCAUGCGUCCUGCAAAGCACGCCCGUGGAGCGCAGAGCCAACUUCGCGGCUUUGAACAAUAUGGUCCGAGACUUGGGAGGCUGGAUAGUGGACGCGGACUUGUCUGAUUUUAAUGGCGUUGUACAAAGGGCUCAUCAGAAGUAUCGUCUCGAUGUUUUUUUCUCCUGGAAAGUGACACAAGACUUGGAAAAUCCCGCGAAAGCAGUUCCAUCGAUAUCGAUGGACACAUUCAGCGCAGAUCUACUUCUCAAACCCGGAACAGCUCCCGACCAGUUCUGCGAGUUCAUCUUGCAGUUGAUGCAUAUGUGGAAUCGAGGAAUAUACGGGGUCAAACCGCCGGAUAUCCAACUUGAGCUGACUGACGUGAUAGAAUUGCAUAAACAGCUACAGAUCAGGACCAGGAGACCCGAAAGUCCACGAAAGAUGAGAAUGGCUGAGAUAGCGCAAAUCGCUCCAUUCCUCGAUUGGGUCAGCUUUUUCGCCAUGGCAUAUGAUACGGUCGGCGUUUCUCUCUUUCCGUCGGCACCCAUGGUACAGAUCGAAUACCCUGAAACCUUGAGCCAGGUAUCGGCUGUCGUCUCGCAGUACUUGAGUGAGCCGCCGAGGAAAGCCUUGUUGCAUCAUUACAUCAUUCUACGGGCCUUGUUCGAGAUGAGUCAAAAUCUUGCACCCGCGGAUGAGAAUCUGGAGGAACGAUGCGUAGAAGAGGGCUUCACGGAGAUGACACCAAUUUUCAACUCGAUUUUCGUCAGAAACGUUAUUCCUCCAGGAUCGCUAGUGCGGGAGGAUGUGACGACUAUGUUCUUCGCCCUCAGAAGAGCCCUCCUAAAUACUCUCCCCCAACUAACCCGACUCGAUGAGUCUCGCUUGAACUACCUCACGCAACAGCUCGAGAGAGUCCACUUCUUCGCCGGCUACAUGAACACUUCCUUCGACGAUGAAUUCUUCGCGGAGAAAUACAGUACGCUCGAUUUGGAAGGAAAAUGCUUCAUUGAGAACAAACUUAUUCUGCGGGAAUUCAGCAAGACUGAGAACGUAGCUCAUGCACCGAAUUACGUGGUCGAAGACUUCCUCGAUGGGUUUCGGGUCAACGAGGUGAACGCCUUCUUCAGCAAGAAACGGAACUCUAUAUAUCUUCCGGUGGGAUUGAUGAUGAAACCAUUCUACGAGCUACAAUAUCCCGAUUUCUUGAAGUACGGAGCGAUCGGUAGUAUCCUCGCCCACGAGUUGACCCAUGCGCUGAUGACGAAUCUCGUAAACGUCGCCCCUGGAGGGUGGGAAGUCACGCCUGCCGAAGCAGUCUUCAGGGAACGGGCGAUGUGUUUCGUGAAGCAGUACUCUUCUUACGGAACCGAGAAUAUGAGGGUUGACGGUUUGGCGACGCUGGAGGAAAACCUGGGCGACAACAUCGGCCUAGCUAUCGCUUUUCAUGUCUACAAAUCUCGAGCCACGGGUCGAGUCCACUUACCGCAACUGGGUCUGAACAGCGACCAGCUCUUCUUCGUUUCGUACGCUCGCAGUUUCUGCGUGCGGCCAGGAGAAAGAGACUCACAGGCGUUGCUCUCGAACGCGCAUACACCGGAUUCGUACAGAGUCAAUGGAGCUCUGUCGAACAUCCGGGACUUCAGCCUGGCUUUCAAAUGCAACAGGAACAGUUUGAUGACCUCAGACUAUAAAUGCAACGCGUGGGAAUCGGAGGUCGGUAGAGCCUGCGUCUGUGAUGAUCUCUCUGUUUGGCUCGUCAUGAAUUCCAGGAAGACCGUCAUCAAGCCGCAAAUACUUCGUCAUUUAUUCCUAUUCAAGCCCCUAGUCGUCGUCUAG
Galendromus occidentalis (western predatory mite) is the source of this 2085-nucleotide messenger RNA. Its product is annotated as endothelin-converting enzyme homolog. Gene Ontology annotation, molecular function: metalloendopeptidase activity. Gene Ontology annotation, cellular component: plasma membrane. The transcript has 17 exons. NCBI's taxonomy places the organism in Eukaryota, Metazoa, Arthropoda, Arachnida, Mesostigmata, Phytoseiidae. The record is from RefSeq and is a predicted model, not a curated record. Bases 1 to 2085 code for a protein of 694 amino acids. Gene Ontology annotation, biological process: protein processing.